This is a messenger RNA of Triticum aestivum (bread wheat), 803 nucleotides long. RefSeq names its product protein LURP-one-related 11. NCBI's taxonomy places the organism in Eukaryota, Viridiplantae, Streptophyta, Magnoliopsida, Poales, Poaceae. The transcript has 2 exons. The coding region runs from base 20 to 661 and encodes 213 amino acids. The record is from RefSeq and is a predicted model, not a curated record.
CACUAGCUCAUCAGGAAACAUGGCCACUGCCAGGAUCCAGCCGCUGUCCGCUGGCCAGCAGCAUGAAUCUGCCGGCGGCGAUCAGGAUCAGAAGAAGAUGGUGGUCUACACGGUGUGGAUGAAAUCGCUGGUGUUCAAUGGCCAUGGCUGCACCAUCUACGGCCAGAACGGUCGCGUGGCCUACCGCGUCGACAACUAUGCCUGCACCCGCAGCCGUGAGGUGUUCGUCAUGGACACCGCCGGCAAAGCACUCAUCAAGCUACACCUCAAGAAGAAUUUUGGCUUCUUCGAGACAUGGCAAGGCUACUUAUGCUGCAACGAUGACGACGACGACGACGACACCUCAAGCUUUCAACAGGAGCCAUGGUUCAGUGUUCGGAAGGAGCACAGGAUUCUGAACAAGGACGGCCGGCGGCACGGCAGUAGAGCCAUCGUCAGGGUCGCCGCCGAUGGCAAGGCGUACACUAUCGAUGGUGCUUCGCGCGGGUCCGAGUACUACAGGGUCAGCGACAGCGACGCAAGGGCGGUCAGGAGGAAGCGGACGGCGUCCGGGGUGGCGCUGGGAGAGGACGUCCUGACGCUGAUGAUGGGCCCCGCCGCGGAUCGCCUGCUCGUCGUUGGGCUCGUGGUCGUGUGUGGCCUGCUCAGCCGCUGCAUCUGAUUGGUUGAUGAAGGGGACCUAGAGGCUUCAGUUUCAAGUGAUUUUACACUGGGGUUUUUCGAUUGUUUGUUCACUGGACAGGAAGAAAAAACACAUUAUGGUUAUUUCGUGUCUGGAGAACGUAAAAAAAAUCUGGACAAAA